Messenger RNA from Closterium sp. Naga37s-1, 2829 nucleotides. Lineage: Eukaryota; Viridiplantae; Streptophyta; Zygnematophyceae; Desmidiales; Closteriaceae. The record is from the annotation of a GenBank genome assembly.
AUGAACUCACUGUUGCCCGGAAACCCCGACGUCCACAUCCGCACCCCCGCGCAUCCGUCUGUAGCGGACGGGACUGGUGUAGGUGGGCAACCACAGGCGAACGCGGGGAACGCGGGCCGUGGAGCGGGUGCAAGAGGAAACGCGGGAAGGGGAAGAGGGACUGGUGGGAGAGGGAAUGCGGGAAGAGGGACUGGUGCGAGAGGGAAUGCGGGAAGAGGGACAGGGGAGAGAGGGAACGCGGCUAGAGGGAGAGGUGCGAGAGGAAGGGGUGGGAGAGCGAGCGCGGGACGUGGGACAGGUGUGGGAUCGAACGGGGAUAGUGCGAACGGGCAGGGAGCGCAUGGGGUGACAGGUAACGGCGGCAGGGGUAACGGUGUUAACGCGAACGGCGGUACCGGUAACGGGCCAGUUAAUAGACCGCGUAUAAGGAGGCGGCGAGUCGAUGUCGUGCCGCACACGGCACGCAACGGCUCCCGGGAGGGGAGCGAGGGGGCAAGCGAUGAGGAUGACGAGGACGACGCUGACGAUGCGGACGAUAGUUGGAAUGACGAUGACGAAAACUACCUAUCAAACUCGCUGUCCGCGCUCAACGAGGAGGAGGCGGAAGACAACGAACGGGUGCGGGGUACGCGGAGGGACAUUGAGGUCCCUAUCGCGGAUUGGAACAGGCUUGGUGUGGACGACACGCCGGCCGCGAAACGAGAGAUGUGCUACGGAAUCCUAUACGGUGUCUCUGAGGCCACGCUGAAGAAGUAUCGCGGUUGGGCCAACGAGUACAAGCGGUUCAUGGCUCACGAGCUGCCUAAACUGGACGCGGGUAGGUUUGGUGAGGAGGCCACGUUGAGAAACGCGAACCCCGACGAGAUAGGGGCCGCGCUCAAACAGAACAUGGGUGGUGACUGGAAGAUGGCGGAGGGCGACGAGCAGUGGUUCCACGACCCUGAGACGAAUCCAUGGCGCUUACGCAAAUACAUGACCUUCCUCGCGAACGAGACAGUCGCACAGACGGACAGGAUGGCCACACUCAAGCGGCCAGAAAAGACAUUGAAGAAGAGACGCCAGUGCACCCCGGCAAUGCUGAUGGGGCGUCUCAAGGCUUUGAACCUGCUCAUCAAGCUGGAUGGGGCCAUCUUCAGGAAGCCCGUUCUGAACCUGCUGCGCGACUUUUCAGAGUGUCGCAUCUGGGUCCGCGUUCAAGUACGCGACCAGUACAAGCGGUUUAUCGCAUUGGACGCUGUGCGCGGUCGGAGCCACGCUGCUGUGGCUGCACUGGGUGUACGACUUGGUUCCCAUCCUCUUGACUUCACGGAACCCUCGACGUGGUACGAUCAAUACCUGUUCUUCCCCUUUCGCGCGGGCAACGAGAAGCAAAUACCGCCCACGACUCAUCACGACACGUGGUACGAUCAAUACCUGUUCUUCCCCCUUCGCGCGGGCAACGAGAAGCAAAUACCGCCCACGACUCAUCACGACUGGGCGGCGAAGAUUCUCCAGGACGCGGGAAUCACAUGCUCGCGUGCAGUACACGCGACCAGGGCUGGGGGGGCACAGCACGCGUCCGCGGACGGAAUGCCUUCGGAUCAGCUGGCGAGGCUGGGGGGUUGGCGCUUCAUCGACGUGAUGACUAAGCACUACCUCACAACCAUUCCGAGGGAGGCCGUGCUGCUGAAGGCGGGCUUCACCGGGGUUGACGGUGACUACUUCCUGGGUCGCGCAACUGUUCCGGUCAGCGAUAAGCUGGAUGAGCUACCGAGGAAGCACAUUUUCCCCUGGGCCGCCGCGGACAAAGGACAGCAACAGUGCAAAAAGUACAACCGCAAGAUGGUCAAAAAGCAGACACCGGAGAAGCAGGACACCGCGGGGCUUAACAUACUGAAGGAGCUGGACGGGGAGGCUAGGAUGGCGGUCGCGCAAGACCUGGCCAUGUACUACAUUCACCAGCCGCGACACCCGUACGUGGUCAACAACCCGCUCUGCCAGACGGAGGAAUUUGCGUCGUGGGCUGCAGAUAACCAAGUGACCGUCCUCACUGAGUACCUGACUCGUUCACAAGCGGACAACACCAGACUGGGCCUAGAGUUGGUCGCGACUCAUAAACGGGUGAAAGAGCUGGAGGGGCUGCUGGAGGAUCGCGAUCGGAAGCUGGCCAGCAAGGACGAGCGCGUGAAUGAUUUGGAGGCCCAGCUGUCGCGUCUCACCGUGAGCAGCUCUGGGCCGACCGCGGAUCCGAGUCUGGCAGACACUCCUUGUGCCGCGGCCGAGCCUGCAGAGGCCACAACUCCCACUGACCAGGGAACGAGGAAGAAACCCGCACAGCCCACGAGGGAAGAGACGAUUCGGGACGCGAUCGUCCUCCCAUGGGUCAACGCGGCAAAACCGUCGGACGGAUGGAAGCUUUACAAGUCCACGCACCCGCUGAUCGGCGAGAGUCCGGAGUCGCUUAUCGCCCAGCCCCACGGUGCAGUUACGCGGUUGGCCGAGCUUAUUGGGAAGGCUGGAGGCGGCCAGAACGCGAUAAACCGUGUCAAGCGAGUCAUGGACUUCAUCGCCCACAGGGUGGAGCAAGGGGACAACCUCGCGGUCGUGCUCGACAAGCUCGACCUCGUGUCUGUAGCCGUGGGCAUGUCGGGUGUAUCGGAAGGGGUCGCGUUGAAGAAGAAGUGUGUUGACGUGACCCUAAGCGAGCUGAAGAAGGGCUCCCCAGCUGAGGUGCAGUUGUGUGUGAAAUGGAUGCUUGUACGCGACCACUUCAUCGAUGCCUCCCUUCUCGCGUCAGAGUUUCCGGUCGCGUGGCCACAGCAUUGUGCCCAGAUGCCACGCCUAGAUUAG